Molecule: messenger RNA, 8895 nt
Organism: Epinephelus moara (kelp grouper)
Lineage: Eukaryota; Metazoa; Chordata; Actinopteri; Perciformes; Serranidae
Product: synaptotagmin-2-like
Exons: 11
Coding region: 288-1586 (432 amino acids)
Biological process (GO): cellular response to calcium ion; regulation of calcium ion-dependent exocytosis; synaptic vesicle endocytosis
Cellular component (GO): synaptic vesicle membrane; dense core granule; axon
Molecular function (GO): clathrin binding; syntaxin binding; calcium ion binding
Source: RefSeq, a predicted model, not a curated record
GUGUGAGUGUGUGUAGUUUUUUAUCCCUCCCCUGAGCAGAUCUUUAUCAAUUUGUGUACUCCAGUCUUGGGCUGCAUUUGAAUGGGUGUCUGUGUGUGUAUAUGUGGCAGAGUUUACAGGAGGACAGUGUAAAGUGUCUCGGAGCCUGUGGAGAAGGGGGAAGAGCUCGGUGUCCAGAGGAGAGCAUCCUGCACAAAAGGAUUUCUGACUGACAGCACUCUCACUGUGAUUUCCUCCGGUCGCUUUUCACAAAAUCAGGAUUUGGCUGGACUGUGUGUGCAGCUUAAAUGACGAAGUGGAACUUGUUCCGGCAUCAGACAACGCCCAUGGUCGCUGCUAAGCCAACGGGGGCCAGUGCCUUGACUGUGACUCCAGCCCCCGUCGCAUCAGUCUCUGCCGACAACGCCACAGAGCCGGUCAACAAGAAUGAUGUCUUCGACGAGAUCAAAAACAAGUUCCUAAAUGAAAUCGACAACAUUCCACUGCCGUCCUGGGCCAUCAUUGCCAUUGCCGUGGUCGCUGCUUUACUCAUUCUAACAUGCUGCUUCUGCAUCAUCAAGAAAUGCUGUUGCAAGAAGAAGAAGAACAAGAAGGGCAAGAAGGGGAAGGGGGACAUGGGAAUGAAGAACCUGAAAGGGGGAGAGAAACAACAGGAUGAUGAUGAUGAAGAAGAUGAUGUCGAACCCGGACUGACUGGAGACGAGAAAGAGGAGGAAGUAAAGGAGAAAGAAAAGCUCGGGAAGCUGCAGUACUCCAUUGAUUAUGACUUCCAGGAGAACAAGCUGACUGUGGGAAUCCUGCAAGCGGCUGAUCUCCUCUCCAUGGACAGCGGUGGCACCUCCGACCCCUACGUCAAGGUCUUCGUCCUCCCUGAUAAGAAGAAGAAGUUUGACACAAAGGUUCACAAGAAAACACUCAAUCCUGUCUUCAAUGAGACCUUUACCUUCAAGAUUCCAUUCCAAGAGAUGGGAGGAAAGACUCUGGUAAUGUCAGUGUAUGACUUUGAUCGCUUCUCUAAGCAUGAUGUCAUCGGAGAGAUCAAAAUACCCAUGAACACCCUUGACCUGGCGAAGCCAAUUGAGGAGUGGAGAGACCUGGACAGCGCAGAUCAAGAAGAGCCGGAGAAGCUGGGUGACAUUUGCAUCUCUCUGCGUUACGUCCCCACUGCUGGCAAACUUACCAUCUGUAUCCUGGAGGCCAAGAACCUGAAGAAAAUGGACGUGGGUGGACUGUCAGAUCCCUACGUGAAGAUUAACCUGCUGCAGAACGGAAAGAGGCUGAAGAAGAAGAAGACGACGGUGAAGAAGAACACUUUGAAUCCGUACUACAAUGAGUCCUUCAGCUUUGAGAUUCCUCUUGAGCAAAUGCAGAAAAUCAUAGCUGUGAUCACAGUGCUGGAUUAUGACAAGAUUGGCAAGAACGAUGCCAUUGGGAAGAUCUUGGUGGGAAGCAAGUGCACGGGGGCCGGGCUGAAACACUGGUCUGACAUGCUGGCCAACCCCCGCCGCCCCAUCGCCCAGUGGCAUCCACUGCAGCCAGAGGAGGAGGUGGAUGCUGCCAUCGCAGCCCUGAAUGCCAAGAAGUAAACUCCCCCCUGAACACAUCGUCCCCACCUCCACCUUACCUUACCCAUGCAUUUCCCCCAACCAUUUCCCCCCAGGCCCCACAUAUCUGUGUAUAUUCCAGAAGAACACCCCAACUGUACAUCUGCUCCCUCCAAACCCCACGUCCUCCCCUUCCUCCUCCUCCUCUUCCUCUGCCGCCACCUGUCAAAAGAUCCAUAGAUACCAUUCAACAUGAUGGGAAAUAUAGUUUAAAAAAAAGCAUCAUGUUAUAUGAAAUCAUGUCAUUGAAAAAAGAAGACAAGUUACAGGAUGGACAGAUACUCCGUUGAUUUCCUUUAGAUCUAUUUUUGUAUUGGGGUUGUGGUUCCAUUAAUAAGAAUACAGAGUAGACUACGAAGAACAGUACGAGUGCUAUAUGGGAAUCUGGUGAUAGAGGGGAUAAAACAUACAUUCACUCAUAUUGUACUUCUCACCCCUUCCCUUUAGUGACACAGUUUGCUUAGAAUAGUGCUUAAUAAUAAAAUGCUUUAUACUGCCAUAUGAUAGAGAAAUAACACAAGCAGGUCCAUUCCUUAGGUGUAUUGUGCACCAUGUUCCACACCUGCCAGUUAUCAUACUAGAUGAUUCUGUUCGUUUGAAGUACAUUCCUAGAGUUGGGUAGCGCGUAGGGAUAGGCACAUAUCCGGUUACCCACAAACACACUGCCUUUUUUGAUUAGUUAACCUUCCACCCAUCGUCUCAGGAAAACUGAGAGGAAACUGAAUCUCCAUGCCUUUUUUUCUAAACGGGUUGUUAUUAUUCCUCCACUUGAUGAGAAUGAAACGUCGGAUUCAAGCGCUUGUUCAUUUUCCCGGCGACGUAAGGCUCACGACUAGUGUUAGCUUGUCCGUGAAAUGGUACGUUAGGGAAGAGGGAGUGGUGGAUUUUUCAGUUAAUAGGGGUAUUUGUGUAUUUUUUUGUUUUUAACUGUGCAAAAAGGCUGCGUUUGUCAUUUAAAUAAGAAAAAAAGCAAGGAAAAAUCAGAGUGGGUACAACAGAGACUGAUUCCAACCACCAAUGACAUGAUAUUUACAAGGUGUCGAUUACUGCCUGCAGUCUACCACCUCCCCUCCCAACGCCUCUGAUUCUGUAUCUCACUUGUUCAGUGCUACUGCCAUUAGUCAUGGACUUGACACAAGGGUUUUACUUCAAAGGAAUCCCUAUAACCGUCUUACAGUCAUAAAGGAGACAAGCCUUCAAAGUAACAAAAUAAGCAAUUUUCAACUACCAGGGACGCCUUCCAGUUAGCGGUGUUGUUCUCUUCAUUUCCUUAUUUUUUCUAUCUCUUGUUUCCUUUGUUUUUUUUUUAUUUAACUUCACUUUUAUUCCUCAAGCACCUUAAAUCCAAAUGUUACGUUCAAGUACCCUCAGAAACCAGAGCUUUAAUUUUUUAUGUUCAUGAUAACUGCUGGUUUUAAGAAGAAAAAAAAGAGCAAGGGACUUUUUUUAAUUUGUUAUUGUUGCUUUGUUUCGGCUCAGCUUUUUUCUGUAUGUGUUUCUUUGAUUGUUUGAAUAUUACAUUUCUCACUUGAUCGCAAGGAUAUGGUCUGGAAGAAGGCACUGAUCCAUGUGUAUUUUAUACACAGCUUACCAAACUGUUGAAUUUAAUUGCACUACUGGGUAUUAUUCUGUUCUGUGGUAAUUUGACACUGUUCUUUGAUCUGUGUAGUUUUUUUUUUAAAUGAUAAAAUGUUGUGAGAUUGAAUUUUUCUGUGGCACGCCAGACAGGUCUCCUCAUAUUUAAAGAAAAAACUGAAAAAGAAAAAAAAAGAAACGGACUCCUCUGAUAAAGCAAAGAGACACAUUACAAUCUAAUGCUGCUCCCUGGCUCCUUCAUGGAAACUAAUUGGUUCAGCUCAUUUUUCCAAAUUAACAUUCUGUUGAAGAGAAAUUGUGACAAAAUCCAAAUUGACCAAAACUCAUCAGCCCUGAUUAAAUUGGAGAAUGCCAGAUUAUUAAUUAAAUUCCUGAGAUGCGUUGGGGUGCUUGGGUCCAGGUACGCCUGUGUUUGGGUCUAGUUAUGAAUUAAAAAAGCAAAAACUACCCGUUAACCGUGUGCAAGAACAUGCAAAGUCAAUGUAAAUCAAAUGUAGACCACCUUUUUUGGAAUUUAAUGAAUGUUGGCUCUUGUAUCUUUCUCUGUUGGAAACUUUUAAGUCUUUAUUUUUUUAUAACCGACAUACCAUGUUCAGAUUUCCGUUUAUCAUCCCACAUUAUCUUUUUUCCUCCGUUGACGAAGCAGCACUAAAGAAAAGGCAACAUGGAAGCAAUCAAGCAACCCAUCGGUGUGUAGUUUUGCCUAUAUACAUAGUUCAUACACGUUGAUACUGCAUGUUUAUACAAAAUACUGUACAUAGGAGCAUGUUUUAGAGACGAAGCAAAAAUAUCUCGUGUACGUAAAUGGGUGUCAUUUGUCAUUUUAAUAACACAAACGAAAGGGGAAAAAAAGAUGCACUGUAUAUUUUCUAAAUGAAACAAAUGUGUAUUUAUUUUCCAUGAGGGUCAUUGGAGAGAAUGUCAUACAAAUAUUAGAGUACUAUUACUAAUAAGAACCUUUCCACGCCUGAAAUUCUUAAGCAAGUGUGUCGUCCAGUACUGUGUGUGAGUUCAUGUAGGAUGAAAAUGUAGCCGCAUGCUUGCUAUAUAAUUCCUUGUGAUCAGUUUUUUUAUUUGACACCAUUUAUCUUCCAUGUGUUUUGUUUUUUAAGCACUUAUCUGAAGGCCAAUGUGUGACUUUCUUUAUUUUGUUGCUAUUGCUUUUUUUUUUAAAAACAAAAGAAAAACAUGAUUUAAAUUUUUAAUGUUUGGGAUGUCGGGGUCUCCAAGUCUGUAAGAUGACUAUUUUCUAAUAAUAGAUUUGGCACAGUUUUAUUCUGAAAUAACUCGAAAAAGACUGAAUAAUUCUGCAAUCUGUAGGUGGAUUGUAGGAGUUGUUAUUUGUGCCAGUAGUGAAGUCUGUUGGAUCAUAUCUUUGUAUGAAACGCAUUUCCAAGGGCCAAAAGAUGAAUAAUUCCCAUUCCAGUGAACACAAAACGACUUGGAAUCCCUUCUUCUCCUCUCUUUCUUUACUUGGAAGUUUUUAUUUUUCACUUCUACAGUAUUUAAAUGACCUGAAACCCUUCACGGCUGUGUCUCUUUUACUGUGUUUAUUAUACAAUACGUGUACGUGUAUACAAGAUAAAUGAAUAAGAUAAAACUAAAGCCAUAAAACUCAAGCACUAACUCUUUUAGAGCUCAGCUGAGUAGCUAGAGUUUAUUUAUGAUGAAGAAAAAAAAAUAUCUGACAUGUCUUCAUUUUCCUUGGCCAGUGUUUCUCUCUUUUACAUUCCGUUCAGAGGUCUUUGUUCAUCAAGAGGGCAAAAUCCACUUUUCUGUAUAUGUGAGCUUUGAGAACAGUUGUGAGUUUAGUAGAGUGAGUGUGUCUUUUUCUACUUUCAGAGCUGUCAAUGUCCUUGUUUCAUAGAGGUAGCUGAUUUUACAGUAUUGUGAUUAGUAACGUAUAUGCCUUGUUUUGAUAGUAUAAAUAAUAGGAACAAUAUCACAAUAGGUUCUCAAUAAUACUGCUAAAAUUAUAUAUAUACUAUAUAUAUAUAGAUAUAUAUGAGAGUGUGUUCUCUUCUUGGGCUGAGUGCAAUUUAUGAACCAAACUGGGUCACUCUUCAAGUUUCUCUUCCUCCGGUUUUGCAGCAGAAUGUACUCGUACAAUCAAUAACACACUGCUAAUACUGGUUUGUGUUGGCUCGUUCAGUGUAUCGCUCAGCGACAAAACAACAACAACAGAUGAUCCAAAAAUAUCAAAGCAAAAAGAGAAACUUAAAAACAGUGGAACCCAAGUUUUAGGCCUGAAUCCCUCCCAUAGAACUAUGCAUAAAGUUAUGAUUUCCACAAACAAAUGGAGAAAAAAGUGUAUGAAAAUAUAGAAAUAUAUAUAAUGUCAUUAUAGGAGUAGUUCUAAAUUUUUGGGGAGUCGUUUAUUUGGUUUCUUGCAGAGAGAUGAGAGGAUGGAUACCACUCUAUGUGUGCUAAAUAUGAAGCUGGAGCCUGAAGACAGUUAGCUUAGCUUAGCAUAAAGGCUUACUAAUAACACCCGCUCAGAUGGGCGUGGUUUUGCAGGAUGUAGCCGUGCAUACCUCGGGAAGCUCCGUGACUUGCUCAGCACUGGCUCUGAGUACAUGUUCAUACUUUAUAUGACAGCCUGUGUGCACCUAUGUGAGAAUGCAGAACAAAAAUCCUGUAUUGUUUGGUUUGAUGAAAAUGAGUAAGUGGCUAAGUAUGGGCUAGUUUUAUUUCUAAAUUUUGGAAAAAUAGGCUGAAUAAUUUGAUGUACGUCAGGUAGGAAGGCAUACAGAUGCAUAUAUUUGGUAUAUUUGGUCUCAUUGUGACCAGAUACUACAUUGAUAAAGAAAUAAAGACCCCCAUCUGAGUACAUUUUUGUUGCUGGACAUAAUUUAGUCCAUCUAAGUGGAAAUAUAUUUCAUCAUUAUUUAGUUGUACAUAUUUCCCAGUAUAACCUCACGAUGGUCAACUUGAGAAAUUAUCAGUAGUUAGCUAAAAGUCAUUUGAAAAUCUGUGGGGAUGUCAUCUAGUUGCAGUUGUAGCCAUGUUUAAGUUUCAAAUUACAGCUGUACAGGUGUGAGGUCUCCUGUAGGUUUAAUCUUGGGAAAAAGAUUAGGUUAUAAACGUCUUUUUGGUUAUGGUUUUGCUAGUUUAUCCAACAAGUGACGAGACAACCCAAUGCGAGCCGAUGAGAACACGCAUCAGGCACACAAAUGUCUGUCUAAUGCAGGACAUAAGACACCGCCUCCAGGCGAAACCCUAGGUGCGUUCUGAAUCACUGCCCUUAAAAACUCAGUACUGUUGCAUGCAGUAUGCACACAAUUGGGACAUACUACUUUCUCAUAGGUUUACAUUACACCCUGAACUUUGACCCUCUUUCUCAUUUAUCCGUUACCAUGGUGAUAAAAAAAAACAUCCCAUUCAUCAAGCUCAUCAGAGACAGAGGUCAACCCCAAGAGCUCUACUGUUGUGACCUUGCAAUGUAUGUAGUUUUAAUCUCUAAAUUAGAGCUGCAUACAUUGUAGAUUCUCACAUAUAGUGAGAUUACGCAUUUCUUAUUCUUUAUCUUAAUAGUUAUGUCCUUUUGUUGUUGGUAAGUUAAGAAUUAAUAUUCCUAGUAUUACCCUUUGACUGGUCAUCAGUCACUUGAAUGCGCAGUCACCCGUCGUUGCAGCUUCUUACAGCUGUCAGUCAGCUGUCAGCGAGCUGUCACACACUCAUCUAUGAUGCAUCUUUUGCUGUGCAGAGGACUGUGCUUCAGAACAGCCAGAAAAGCAUGCUGGCUUGCAUACUGCAAAAUGCGACCAGAUUUAGCAGAACAUCCUGGUAUUUUUGGCACUCUGCAUUUGACAGACUAUGUAUUGGGACAUUCUAAAUCUUGCUCUGGCAUCCUAUAUAAUAUGGUCGUAUGGGUAUUGGAAUGCACAGUCUGUAUUUUUAGGGAGUCCCGUGGGGAAAUAGCAAGCCUGGCUCUGUCUGUAUUUGUGUUAAGCUAAGCUAACCGUCUCCUGGCUCCAGCUCCAUGCUUAAAGGACACAUAAGGCUGGUAUCUCACCUAACUCUUGCCAAGAAAGUGAAUUUGCCUAUUUCACAAAAAUGUUGAACUAUUCCCUUAAGUUGACCUCAGUUGCUGAGUUUUCUCUGAGGUAAACGCUAAACUGCCAUCUAUUUAUCUAUCUAUCUAUCUAUCCUGACAACAAUCGUCAACGUGUUGUGCGACGCCGCACAUCGCCUAAUGCAAUAUUAUAUUUAUCCGCUGUCCCAUUAAUGCUACUGACUGUGACCAAAUGAUGCACUGAGAACAAUUCAAACACACAAAAAUCACAGAAUACUGCCAGGACCUGAUCACAGUUGCCUGCAUUUGUCAACACUGUUUGAAUCUACAAAGCCAAAACUAUUCACGCAGAGACAAACAGAACACAUCAGACGAUGAGGCAAAUGUGAUUACGGGUCAAUUUAUAGCACAUUUAGGAGAUUUAUUUCCUUUUUACUGCCGCACUACGGUCACACGACAUCUAAGUUCUAUGGGGGACAGAGACUGGGAGCUGUGUGUGUGCUUGUGUAUGUGGGAUAAACAGGUGGAGUGUAGGCCCUUUAGCAGACAUGGUGCAAAACCACAGCACUAGAAUAUAUAAAUACAAUAUACAGUACAGGUCUGCAUGCAUGGGACACAUUACUCAUUCCUAAAUGUACAUCUCUGUGUGUAUGACCGUAAUACUCAAACAAUCCUAGUUUUAAGUAUUCUGUUCUGUUGAUAGCUGUGUAGAUGUACCUUAUGCACAACUGCGUCUGAAACUGUGAGCGCUUUCAGCUCUGCAGAGACAGUUUUAGAGCACCGUUUGUUCACACAACCAGUUGGGUUUUUAUUUUUGUUUGUUUCUGUGAACAAACGCCGGGAUUUAAAAAGGGAAACCAUCCAAAGUUCAGUAGAUCAUUUACCACCCUGUCAAAAAUGUGUUGAGAAGCCUCUCAGCGGGUAAAGACACCACUUUGAAACAUGCUGUCUUGUCUCCUCUAUUACUCGCUGUAUUUCUUCUUUGUAUUCUUGUGCACAUGUGUAAUCACUCCUUCUGUCUUUAUUUGUUUUUCGUGAUGUGUACUUCUAAUGUAGAAUGUAGGACUGUGUUUGAAUCAAUGCCAGAGUCACGUUUGCUUUCUGUUUGUGUCUUUGUCCUGUUUACGUGUAACCAGCUAUGUACCAUCAGUGUCAUUAUGCUGAAUAGGAAGCAGGCUCGUUGAUUUCCUCCACUGAAUCUGCUUUUGCUGAGCGUAAAGAAUGCCGGCCUUCAUGUUUACAACAUGGACAUACCGUAUACUGCCAAACAUGCAGGACCGUACCAACCCCCCCCCCCCCCCCUCUUGAGCGCUUAGUCCUCCACCUCUCAUCCCUGAUGCAACUGUACUCUCAAGACUCUUCUUUUUUUCCACCUCUUUCUCUUCUUCAUCAUCUUUUAAAGCGUCGGAGGACAGUCAGGUUGUGUCCUCUAGCUGUGUUUCUUCGUGUCUAGUGUCGUGGUGCGCGUGUUCAUGUCAGUACUUGUGCCUACUGUGGAUCGCAUGCUUUAGCCCUUGACUGGACACAAACGUUGCUCACAAACUCCUCUUGACCCUUAUGUGGACAAACGUUGGGGAUCCUUAUAAAGUUAUCAAGGGAACCAAAUAACUUACUACAAAUUUAUCAUAUGUGUUACCAGUUCUGUAAAAAAAAAGUCAAAUAGGAAAUAAAGGCCUUUUA